Messenger RNA from Ambispora leptoticha, 228 nucleotides. The record is from the annotation of a GenBank genome assembly. Lineage: Eukaryota; Fungi; Glomeromycota; Glomeromycetes; Archaeosporales; Ambisporaceae.
AUGCAUCCAGUGAUUCGAAUCGUUAUCAGAUAUGUGAAGGACAAUAUGAAUGUGUCGGACCAAACGCAAACAAACUCUGAAGAGUUUAUCCGUGGUCUAGAAAUUUUUAAUACAAAUGAUUGUUAUCAUCCAACGUUUAGUUCGGCAAUGAUUCCAGAAAUAGCGGUUAUCGCUUUUUCAAUACCUCCUUUGCUUCCUCCAAAUACUGGAGAUGAAGAAGGCAUGUGA